Messenger RNA from Drosophila busckii, 2067 nucleotides. Its product is annotated as bifunctional lysine-specific demethylase and histidyl-hydroxylase NO66. The transcript has 2 exons. Lineage: Eukaryota; Metazoa; Arthropoda; Insecta; Diptera; Drosophilidae. The record is from RefSeq and is a predicted model, not a curated record. Gene Ontology annotation, molecular function: histone H3K36 demethylase activity; histone H3K4 demethylase activity. Bases 68 to 1990 code for a protein of 640 amino acids. Gene Ontology annotation, cellular component: nucleolus.
GGCAGCUAAAGAGGCAACAACUAAUAAGUGAAAUAAUUAAAUAUAAAAUUUUGAUUUUAUUUAUUUAAUGGCACCAAAAAAAACAACAGGCAUGCUUGCAGCACAGAAAAAGAAGAAGCAACAGAGGCCACUUAAUAAGUGGAUUUCAUCACGAAAUCCCUGGAAUAGCCAAAAGUGGGCUAAGGCGUGCUCCAACAGGGGGCGGCGUCUGGUCUCGAGCGGGCGGCGCAGGGCAUAUGUGGAAGAGCCUCCUACUAUUAUUGUUACCCAGAAUUUUGGCACAGCAAAAGGUCCAACCCUUCCCCCCCAAGCGCCAGCUACGCCUACUCUCAAUCCUUCCUUGUUGCAGUGGCAUGUGCUAGAGGCCAAUGCUUUAUCACCAGAUGACGCGAACAAUACUGAAGAUGACGAAGAGCUAUCAUCUGAAACAGAUGAUGAUGAUGAUGCUGAUUACGCUGAUGUUGGGGACAGCGCAACUGAAAGUGUUUAUGAAUCGGAAAUAUUAGUGGAGCCCGUGCCGCCGUUACAUGCCGGGAUCUUACACGCCGGUAUCGAUGUGGAACCGAUUAUCAAAGCAGAGCCUGGCCCAACAACAAUCAAUAUGUCGCUUAGCUCCAGGCAAUCGGUGCAUUUGCAGAACAGCAUCGAGGAGGGCAGACGCAUACUCCAAUGGAUGCUGGGCCCGUUGCAGCUGACGCACUUCUUGAAGACUUUCUGGGAAAAACGUGCGUGCGUGGUGCAGCGCAGAAGCCAAAACUUUUUCAAAGCAUUGACUUCAAGCAGCAUGUUGAGCUCAAUGCUCUCGCUGCAUCGCCUGGAGUUCGGCAGUCAGGUCGAGGUGCUCAAGUGGCGUUAUGGCUGCAAUCAGGCACCGCAGCCAAUGGGACGCGCCAUGCCGUCAGUUGUAUGGAACUAUUACAAUGCAGGCUACGCCUUGCUUUUCAACCAGGCCAGCAGCUAUGUGAUUGGAGUGCGUCAGUUGUGCAAUUUACUGCAAGAAUUCUUGCAUUGUCGCGUUAAUGCCAGCAUGGAGUUAAUACCACCCAACUGUCAGAUAACUGGCGCUCAUUACAAUGACAGCGAUAUGUUUAUCUUGCAGCUCGAGGGACGCCAGCACUGGCGUUUACAUCCACCACCCACUGUGCAGGAGGCUUUUGCACGCGAGCGCGGCCCCACGCAGUUUUACCCGCUGGAUCAAUUGAGCGAGCCCAUACUCGAUUAUCAUCUAGAGGCAGGCGAUGUGCUUUAUUAUCCACGCGGCAUAGUGCACUUGCGCCAAACGGCGCCUACGGGGCACUCCUUUCACAUUGCCCUGAGCGUUUGUCAGCAGCAAUUGUACGCCGAUUUGCUGGAGCAGCUGGUGCCCAUGGUACUGCAGGAUGCCAUUAAGCAGCAAAUUAGUUUGCGUCAUACUUUGCCAUUUGAAAUUUGGCAGCAAUUGGGCAUUACCCAGAGCAACUCGCAGAGCUCGCUGCGUGCGCAGCUCUUGGCCAAUAUUAGCUCGCUAAUGCAACAAAAUCUAAAGCCCACUUCGACUCACAUGGACAACGCACUGGAUCAGCUGGCCAAGCGCUAUCAGCAGCUUGCAUUGCCGCCACUGCUGCUGCCCGAGGAACAGGCUCGCACCGUUUUUGGCUCACAGAGCGUUAUUAAUGCUCAAGGCAAUUGCGUCUGCGAUUAUGCAUUGGGCGAUUACUCCAAGGUGCGUCUGCUGCGUGCCAAUAUCUUGCGCUUGGUGUCUGAGCAGCAGGAGUUGCGUAUUUAUUAUCACACAGAGAAUCAGCUGGAGCAGCGUACUGAUGAAGCCACCUCCAUGACGAUACAAUGCUCUGAAGCCAUUGCUAUUGACUAUCUGGUCAAGACCUACCCCAACUAUGUCUUGGUCUCUACUUUGCCGCUGUCUGAUGCUACGCACCGCUUCAAAUUAGUCACCGCUCUGUUUGAGCGCGGACUCAUUAUGACUGAGCAGCUCAUCGGCGCUACAUAUUAAAUACCACUCAAUUGCCAUAUACUUGACAUAUUUUUGCCAAGAAUUUGUAAUUCCAUUGUUUAUUGAAUAAAUAAAUA